AUGGACGAUAUUGAAAACAUGGUUCAAAACAUCAAGGAAAAAAUUGGCCAACAGUAUUUUCAGGCAGAUUUUAAAGGUAACUUCUACUGGUGGAGAAUCAGUGCAAAAGCUGACAAAAAGUUCCUCAGACAGAUUUUUAAGGCAACCCAAGUAACUCAACCUGAGCUGGAUAUCAUCAGUGUAUUACCAGGUCAUAUAAAAGAUGAUAUACUGUCUUGUCUGCCAUUAAGGGAUGCGAUUAGAACCUCUGUUCUAUCCAAAAAAUGGAAGAACCAAUGGCGCACUAUACGAGAGCUUGUUUUUGACACUGAUAAUGUCUUUUCUGAACUUCCCCAAAACCCUGUAAUGGUGGAAAUGAAAAUUUACAAUAUUAUUUAUCACGUUCUUCUAAAUCAUUCAGGACCCAUAGACCUAUUUAGUUUUUUAGACUCUACUGGUGAUAUGAAUGUUAGGAGCCAUGGAACUGAAUUCGACAGCUGGUUACUUUAUCUAUCUAAAAGAAAUGUUCAGUCGCUUGUUCUGGACUUUUCUAAGGAAGAGACUUAUUCGAUACCAUGGUGUUUAUUUACUUUUCAACAUUUAAGGCAUUUAGACUUAAGUUGUUGUAGCCUCAAACCUCCACCAACUUUUGGUGGCAUGUGUAAUCUGAAAACUCUAAAGUUGACUAAGGUUAACAUCUCUCAAGUGGAUUUGGAAAAUGUAAUACGGAUCUGCCCUGAACUUGAGUACUUAACAUUGGUUGGAAUUGAAGGAUUCAGUCGAAUCAACAUCAAUGCACCUAGUCUAAAAUCGUUUGCCAUACUUGGUCCAGCGGUAGAAUUUAACCUCCAAUAUAAGUUUCAAUUGACUCAUCUGAGUAUGUUGUUUUCCACUGAAAUAAAUCGAUAUCCACCCUCAAGCAAUUUGACUACAGUAUUUGGAGGUCUACCUCUCCUGAAGAAACUUUUCCUUAGUAGAAAAGUUUUAAAGUAUUUUACUGCAGGGGCAGGUGUUGUGCCUGUAAACCUUCCAACACCCUUAAAUAAUUUAGGUUACUUAUAUUUAAGUAUCAAAUUCAGUAACAAGAUGGAGUUAUCUGCCUCUCUGUGCCUGCUUCGAAGCUCACCGAAUCUUCAAAGAUUCGAAAUUACUGUGAGAUGUCUUAUCUUUACUCUUUUAUUAGGCUAUUCAAUUGUGUCUAGCAAUGUUUCACCGCCUUUAAACAAUUACAUGUAG
Messenger RNA from Vicia villosa (hairy vetch), 1215 nucleotides. RefSeq names its product F-box/FBD/LRR-repeat protein At1g13570-like. The record is from RefSeq and is a predicted model, not a curated record. NCBI's taxonomy places the organism in Eukaryota, Viridiplantae, Streptophyta, Magnoliopsida, Fabales, Fabaceae. Gene Ontology annotation, molecular function: protein binding. The coding region runs from base 1 to 1215 and encodes 404 amino acids. The transcript has 3 exons.